This is a messenger RNA of Darwinula stevensoni, 2040 nucleotides long. Lineage: Eukaryota; Metazoa; Arthropoda; Ostracoda; Podocopida; Darwinulidae. The record is from the annotation of a GenBank genome assembly.
AUGCCAAUACUCGGCCUCGUGCUGGCGCGCAGACCGUGGUUCUUCAUCCUCGCCUCCGUGGCCCUCUCCUCGGGCCUCAUCCCGGGGCUCCUCUUCUGGCGGAUGUACAACUCGGAGAACGUGGAGACGUGGUUCCUCCCCGAGGCACCCAUAUACCAGACGGAGAUGUGGAUCCGGGAGAAUUUUCCCGAGGGGGUCCGGUAUGAACAGGUCAUCGUGGCGGGUCCGAACGUCCUCACGCCUGAAUACUUCAAAUAUUUGCCAGCGUCGAGGCGUUUUGAAGGAGAUGGUCUCACUCUGAGUCUGUUGCAGAUGGCGGCUCUGGACAGGAAAAUUCGAUCCUUAGAAGCCGAGGGAUCCGCAUGGGUGGACGUUUGUGCCAGGCCGGAUGAAUUCCUGGAAGGGAACAUCAAGCAGAAAAGACGGGAAAGAGAUGUCCCGAACCGGUUGAGUCCAGAUGAGUCCGAACGAGUCCAACUGCAUCAAGGCAUGUCCAUCGGUGGUGAAGAUACAUCUGAAGAUAUGGCGAAUACUGAAUCAGAUAUUGGCAUUGGCUUGACUGGACGGAAAGGACAUGAGAGAACGCCACCGCCAUCGACAACUUCAACAGCAACACGAACGGCAGCAUCGUCAUUCGUGUCUAUGCCAACAGAAAAAACAGCAGCACCGACAGUGGCUGAUGCAAUAGUGUCAAAGGCCCAGCCAGAACCAGAAGAAAUCACUGAAGAAUCCGCGCAAUACGACGACUACAACUACGGUUGGAAGGAGGAUUCAAAUGAGGACGUUUUUGGGAGUGAUAAGAAGGGAAAGGAAAAGGUCCUUUACGAGGAUAAGUGCAUCUAUUCCAGCUCCCUUCUUCUGUGGGAUGAGGAUUUCGAUUUCAGUGCCAUCACCAAGGAGGAGAUCCGGGAUAAAAUCACGCGGGCGCUUGAUGACGAGUCGAAGAGAGACGUGGACGUGAUACUAUCUGGCGUGGAGCGCGAUGCCGAGGGACGGGUUGUGGGCGCCACAGCCGUCUUGAGCGUCUACAUCCUCAAGGACCGGACGAACAUCACCAAUCUCCAGGGGCAACGGAUCGAUCCCAUCUCAGAGCCCUGGGAGGCGAAAUUCCUUGAGGCGGUUUUCCACAACGACCGUACCCGUCCACCCGGGCUAGAGGUAUACGCCUCCUCAACGCGCAGCUAUCGGGAUGGGCUCAUGGCCCUGCUGGAGAAUAACAGGAUUUAUUUCGUCUUCGGGUUCAUCUUCAUCACGAUCUACCUGGCGGCUACCUUGGGGAAGUCGAAUCUCUUGCAACAGAGAUGCCUGGAGAACGUGGUGAACGCGGGAGGGAUCUUGAAGGCGGAGGAGCGCGUCGGGGAGGCACUGAAGCAGGCCGGGGUCUCCAUCACCAUCACCACGCUCACAGACAUCUUUGCCUUCGGCGUUGGAGCCACGACGAAAAUACCGAUGCUGAGGAGCUUCUGUAUCUUCACGGCCGUUGGGAUUCUCCUCGUCUACGUCAUAACGCUGAUAUUCAUAGUCCCGAUUCUGUCGUUGGAUGAGAAGAGGCGAGACGCCGGGAGGGAAGGGUGUCUCUGCAUUCAGCUGCCGGACAACUACAAGACGAGCAGCUGCUCGCAGGAGCAGGUGUUGGAAGAGUUCUUCCAUCAGCUGUUUGCUCCGCUCAUCGUGAAGAAGCCUGUGAAGGUGGUUGUGAUGCUGGUUACGGCGGGACUGUUCGUGGUCAACUGUUGGGGAUUGUCAGGGUUGAAGAACGAAUUUGACAGGUCCUGGUUCCUGGAUCAGGGGUAUUUAAGGGAAUUCUUGGCGGCUUUGCAAGAGCUCUUCCCGGAGAGUGGCUACAGGGCGGAAUUUUACCUCGGGGAUGCGGAUUACUUCCAAGAGAAGGAGUCGCUGUUGAAGCUGUGCAGGAAGCUGGAUGGGUUGCCUGGGGUGAGAGAUGGCUCGGUGGAGUUUUGGUAUCCGGCUUUCCUGAAAUACCUCGAGGAGGAAAAAGGCGAGUCUCUAUUGGCGUUCGGUCUUUGGGAGCGCGUGUGA